GUCAUCAUCCACAAAAAAAGCAGAACCAGCUAAGAUGGACGUGUGUCUUAUGAAUAAAAAUUGAAAUAAACGGGGUUCUGGUAAAUGGUAAAUAAACCGGCAAAAUGUAUAAUGGUAUUGGUUUGACGACGCCACGAGGCUCCGGUACCAAUGGAUAUGUGCAAAGAAACUGGGCGGGAGUGCGAAAAACCAAAGAUUCAGUGAAUUAUCGCACUGAGGAAGAAAUAGCCAAGUUGGAUUCUGCGUCAAACAAACAGCCGAACCGGGAGAUUCUAGACCAUGAGAGGAAGAGGAAGAUUGAAGUGAAAUGUGCAGAACUAGAGGAUAGUUUGGAAGAACAGGGGUUGCCGAAGGAGGAGAUCGCGGCGCGAGUGGCUGCCUUCAGAGCGAAGAUCUCCACCACCAACACUGGAGAGAAGGAGGUGCCGAGAGACGAAUUCGGAAGAGUUGCGUGA
Spodoptera exigua (beet armyworm) is the source of this 455-nucleotide messenger RNA. The record is from the annotation of a GenBank genome assembly. Lineage: Eukaryota; Metazoa; Arthropoda; Insecta; Lepidoptera; Noctuidae.